Molecule: messenger RNA, 1023 nt
Organism: Sphaerulina musiva SO2202
Lineage: Eukaryota; Fungi; Ascomycota; Dothideomycetes; Mycosphaerellales; Mycosphaerellaceae
Exons: 5
Coding region: 1-783 (260 amino acids)
Biological process (GO): mycotoxin biosynthetic process
Source: RefSeq, a predicted model, not a curated record
AUGGCGGUGACACCCCUCGCCAUUCUCAGCUCAUGGUAUCCCCAGCUCCUGCAGCGUAACAUCGAGAAGUCGCGCGAUGCUGGAAAGCGUCUCGAUCGACGAAGCCUGGCGUACAGGCUAUCAAAAAAAGACGCUGAGGACUCUACCAUAAUAGAUAUCACCAAGGCUGCUUUCCGCCCCAUUUUGAAGCACUUUGAUAUGAACAAUGCUGGUCUGGUGAGUCUGCCAGAGAACAUACCAUUUGUGGGGCCACCACGUCCGGAGCAUGAAACGGCCUGGGAGGAUCUCCUUAGCGGAUUCAAUGUCCGGAUAUCUCAGAAAGAAGUGGCAGGUGCGCCGUUCGAGUCGUACGAGCUGAGAGACGGCUCGGGGGAUCUUUGGGCAACACCAUACGUAUUCCACAACCUCCACUGUCUGAAACUGUUCCGUGAACUAUGGUACCCAGAACGAUACCCUUUAUCAUGGGAAUUAGCCAAGCCCAAGCCUGAUGGCAAUAUCAGCGAUCACCAUGAGCACUGCCUCGAAGCCAUCCGACAGGCGAUUAUGUGCCAGGGCGAUCUGACACUAUUGGGAUGGCAAUGGCACGAACAAGUGGGCAAUGCACCCAAUCCGGUCCGGCAGCUGCACGGUUAUCCACACCUGUGUGUGGACUGGCGCAAAAUCCAGACCUGGGCAUCAGACCGGAAGCUGGAUGUAUGGAAUGUUACGGUGAUGGGGCCCGGGGUCGUCGCAGAUGGUGCAACAAGACUACAAAAGACGACGAUGCAGCAAGCAGCCUCUUAAGCAGGUUGCAGGAUCUUUGUCGAAGAUCUUCCAAUAUACGGCUGUUCAAGCGAGUCCGUGCUUGCUCGAUGCAAGUUGGGAGAGACGCCGCAGAGAUCUUGUUUGUCGCGUUCCGGUAUUGGGUAAGCAGGUACUGUCCUCUUUGAUGCGAAAGGGUGUCUUUCAUGGAUGAGUAAGUGGACGUCUCGCACCGCUGACACACAUAGUCGUAUUCAACCUGGAAUCAGAUACCAAUUGCUG